Molecule: messenger RNA, 783 nt
Organism: Monoraphidium neglectum
Lineage: Eukaryota; Viridiplantae; Chlorophyta; Chlorophyceae; Sphaeropleales; Selenastraceae
Exons: 4
Coding region: 1-783 (260 amino acids)
Source: RefSeq, a predicted model, not a curated record
AUGCUGAGAUUUGACGUUGUUCAGCUCGCGUUCAAGCAGCGCAUCUGCGCCUGGUCUGCAGUGGCGUGGCGCGCAGGCGAGCAGGAGGUCGGCGUGCUGCGCGAGCAGCAGCUGGAGCUCAGCGAAGACGAGAAGCAGGAGCAGGAGCAGCAACAGCAGGAAGAGCAGCUGCACCAUCAAGCGGAGGAGCAGGAAGUGCGACAGCAGGCUGCAUCAGGCGGGGGUAGCCCGCAGGGCGAAGCGGGCGGCGGGGGCGACGGCGCCUCAGGGCAGCCGGGGUGGCGCGCCCUGCUGAGCGGCGGCGCCAUGGCCAGCGGCGGCGCGGCGCCGUGGUCGCUGACGGGCGCAGCUGAGUUUGCGGCCGUGUCGGUGGCGUUUGCGGCGGGCGCGAAGAUGCUGUACAAUUAUUACAGCGGCGGCGCCCCAGAGAAGACGUUCUCAUACGUCCCCUUUUCGGACCGAUACGACGACGAAUCCGAGGUGGUCGCGGUCGACUGCACCCACCCCCGCCUGCCGACGCUCAGCCACCAGCGGGGGUCGCGCAACCCGGGCGGCGGCGGCGGCCUGAGGCGCAGCGACACGAGCACGGGGCUGGUGUUGAACGCGCUGGCUACCGGGCCCUGGAAGCGCGACGUGUGGGCGGUCUGCCAGCGCAGCUUUGUGACGACCAACCACUUUGAUGUCGACUCUUUCCUGGCGGUCUGGUGCUACAUCAACCGCGCCGAGGCCGUUGCGCACGAAGGGGGUGAGCUUGGGGGGCCCGUGGGCAGGAUGGCGGUUUGA